This is a messenger RNA of Bactrocera tryoni, 1017 nucleotides long. RefSeq lists its product as uncharacterized. The record is from RefSeq and is a predicted model, not a curated record. The transcript has 4 exons. The coding region runs from base 32 to 724 and encodes 230 amino acids. NCBI's taxonomy places the organism in Eukaryota, Metazoa, Arthropoda, Insecta, Diptera, Tephritidae.
GAAGCGCAAUUCUUUUAUUAAAUUGCGUGUUAUGUUGAAAGGUUUAGAGAAAAAAAACACUAACUACCGCAAAGCAAUUCAAUUAGAGAAACGCUUUGCUAUUGCUUUACAUGCUCUUGGCUCUUCUGCAGAAUACCGAACAAUUGGAAAUAUGUUCGGAAUUGGUAAAAGCACUGUCUUCUCCAUUCUAAUUGAUUUCUGUCAUGAAGUCUGGCAAUGUUUGUUACCUUUGUAUUUGAAAAAAUUCACAAUGAACGAAAUUCAAUUGCGCGAGUAUAUAAAUGGUUUUGAGUCUUUGGGUUUCCCUCAAGUGUUAGGAACUAUAGAUGGUUGUCAUAUAGAAGUUCGCCCAGCUGCAGAAGAUGCUGUUGACUACUACAAUUACAAAGGCUGGUAUUCCACAACUCUUUUGGCUUUAGUAGAUGCAAGAUGUCACUUUAUAUACAUCAACGUUGGUGGUCCGGGCCGUUGUAAUGACUCUUCAAUAUUUGAGGGUUCAUCCUUAAAAAGCGAGUUGGCACAAUCUACUUUAUUCAAAGACAUGAGUAGACAAAUAUCGUCAGUUAAUGUUCCAGUCGUUUUGUUGGGCGACUCUGCACUCAAAUUUGAUAAACAUUUGAUGAAACCGUACCCAUUUUGUGUAAACCAAACUUUGGAUAAAAAAAAUUCCAAUAUGUACUCUCGAAAUGCCAAAGAGUGGUGGAGAAUGCUUUCGGUCAUUUAAAGGGAAGGUUUAGACGCGUUGGAAAAGGCUUGGAUAACCACAUGACCAACACGAGAAUUGUCAUAAAAGCGUGCUGAGUUUUCCACAAAUUUUUAAAUGAGGAAGAUGAUGAAACUAAUGAAAAGCAGACUGAAAACGAAUCACGGAAGUUGCCAGAAGACGUCUCUAACAUUUGUGGAAAUGUUAACACAAGAGCAGAAGAAAUAAGACAAGCGUUCGUUUAGUAUGUCGCAUCGCUUGACGAUGGCCGAGCGCAACCACGAGACGUACAAGAACCAUCGUCUGGGCUUGGG